UUCCCUCCCAGCUCUUGCAAACUCCGAACUCGUCGCCUGCUGAUCCUCUUUCACCACAGGUUCACAGCGGAGGCAGCAGUGAGGUGUCCGAUUUGGACACGUGAGACCUGCGGUCCCCCGACUUGGGGAGGUAUGAAGACACCUCACAAAAAGGCAACUGCAAGGCAGCAAACAAGGGACAUUGUUGAUGGCCACACCUUGUCUGCAAGUAUGAGGAAGAAAAAGAUUUCUCAAAAGAAACAGAGGGGCAGACCUUCCUCCCAGCCCCGCAGGAACAUCGUGGGCUGCAGAAUUUCACAUGGAUGGAAGGAAGGCGAUGAGCCCAUCACCCAGUGGAAAGGAACCGUUCUGGAUCAGGUGCCUAUAAAUCCCUCUCUUUAUCUGGUGAAAUAUGAUGGAAUUGACUGUGUCUAUGGACUGGAACUUCACAGAGAUAAAAGGAUUUUAAAGCUUAAAAUCCUUCCUGAUAAAGUGCCAUUUUCUCGAGUCAGAGAUGUGCGCCUUGCAAAUACCAUAAUUGGUAAAGCUGUGGAACAUAUGUUUGAGGGUGAGCAUGGUUCUAAGGAUGGAUGGAGGGGGAUGGUCUUAGCCCAAGCACCCAUUAUGAAAGCCUGGUUUUAUAUUACCUAUGAGAAAGAUCCUGUUUUGUACAUGUACCAGCUUUUAGAUGAUUAUAAAGAAGGUGACCUCCAUAUCAUGCCAGAGUCGAGUAAGUCUUCUCCAAAAGAGAGAGAGCCAGAAGGAGUUAUAGAUGGCCUCAUAGGUAAACAUGUAGAAUAUACCAAAGAAGAUGGCUCCAAAAGGACAGGCAAAGUAAUUCACCAAGUUAAAGCCAAACCUUCUGUGUACUUCAUCAAGUUUGAUGAUGAUUUCCAUAUCUAUGUCUAUGAUUUGGUGAAAAAGUCUUAACGGUUAGGGUAAACCUUAUCACGUGUAUGUAGGCAAAUGUAUGAUUUGGAGAAAAACAAAAAAUGUUGCUUUUCAGUGUACUGAAAGUAUAGGGGUCCCUAAAAACCCAUCAUCAUUGCCAGCAAAACUGUUGUUUUGUUCUGAAAAAUAUAAGUUUAUGUAGCUAUGA
This is a messenger RNA of Cervus elaphus (red deer), 1078 nucleotides long. RefSeq names its product spindlin-2. Gene Ontology annotation, biological process: regulation of DNA-templated transcription; gamete generation. Gene Ontology annotation, cellular component: cytosol; nucleoplasm. The transcript has 2 exons. Lineage: Eukaryota; Metazoa; Chordata; Mammalia; Artiodactyla; Cervidae. The coding region runs from base 133 to 909 and encodes 258 amino acids. The record is from RefSeq and is a predicted model, not a curated record.